Wasmannia auropunctata (little fire ant) is the source of this 5836-nucleotide messenger RNA. It is a transcript of the gene ninaC, whose product is annotated as neither inactivation nor afterpotential protein C. The transcript is spliced from 24 exons. The coding region runs from base 385 to 5112 and encodes 1575 amino acids. NCBI's taxonomy places the organism in Eukaryota, Metazoa, Arthropoda, Insecta, Hymenoptera, Formicidae. Gene Ontology annotation, cellular component: myosin complex. Gene Ontology annotation, biological process: protein phosphorylation. Gene Ontology annotation, molecular function: ATP binding; protein binding; cytoskeletal motor activity. The record is from RefSeq and is a predicted model, not a curated record.
GACUUAGUCGCAGUUGGCACUGGCAAGGGUGAACGCCGCGGGGCCUGCACGACUUGCUAGACGCGUUUUAAUUAGAGGUGAAUUCCGUCGCGCGGGACGACUUGAGAGAGAGAGAGCGGCGUCCCUUACGUAAGUAAGUACAAUUUUCGCACACCCUCCUCUUGUCGUCACCACGCCCACUGUACCGCGGAUGAUGCGAAGGCCGUGCGAGAAAAGUCGCGCAUACGCGAGAAAAUAACGAAGUCGAUGAGUGGCAGGUGUGACGCAUGAAGAGUGUUAAUCGGUACUUGGAAAACUAAUAAAACAAAAUGUGUCGCGAUUUAACUUAUUGCUAACUACGCAACACACGUGCAGCAUAUUUCUCAGGCGCUGUCUACCUGCAAAAUGAACGAUUCUAAUUCUGGAAAACAACGAGAAAGUAACGAUUGGCACGAUAAUGAACAGAGCGAAAUGGAAAAUCGGAGUAGGAACCGGGACACAGGAUCUGUAACUCUUAAACGAUUGGACAGCAUCCAUGAUCCGGGAAAAAGAUAUGCGCUGAAGGAUCGUAUUGGUACCGGGAUAUGCGGCGACGUUUACGAAGGGAUUGAUCAGCAAGCUGGAAAUAAAAAAGUUGCCAUCAAGAUUCAAAAGCUCACACCUGAAACGCAAUCUUUGAUUGUGGAGGAAUAUCGUAUUCUUCGUGAUUUUGCCGGUCAUCCAAAUCUACCGGACUUCUACGGAAUAUACCGCAGACGAUCAGCGAAGAAAUCCGAAUACGACGAAGUAUGGUUCGUCAUGGAGUUCUGUGAGGGUGGAACAGUCAUGGAUCUCGUUCGCGGGAUGAUUGCAAGUAACAAAAAAAUACGAGAGGAACACAUUGCCUUCAUUUUAAGAGAAGUGAUAAAGGCUUUGAUCCAUUUGCACGAGCACAAUGUAAUCCAUAGAGACAUUCGCGGCAACAAUAUCGUUCUGACGAAGGAAGGCGAAGUGAAAUUAGUGGAUUUCGGGCUCUCGAGAACGACGAAGAAUGAACUUGAAAAAAGGCGCACCUACAUAGGCUCACCGUCCUGGAUGGCGCCGGAAAUGGUUGGCAGCAAGGAUAGCGGAGCCGACGGUGGAUACGACAGCCGAGUCGACGUAUGGGCGAUCGGCAUCACGGCGAUAGAGCUGGCCGACGGCAAAGCACCGUUCGAGGACAUGCAUCCGACUCGUACGCUCUUCCAGAUCGUCCGGAAUCCACCGCCGACUCUCUACCGACCCGCCAAUUGGUCGAAGAAUCUCAAUGACUUCAUUUCGGAAUGCCUCGAAAAAAAUCCUGAGAACAGACCAUACAUGAUGGAGAUCAUCGAGCAUCCCUUUCUGUUGGAGUUACCCGAAAACGAUUAUCCUCUGACGCAAGAGAUCAAAGCGCUGACGAUGGAUCUCUCGGAGAAGGGCAGAAAACAAAGAAAAGCGGAAUCAAUAGUUCGUAAAGGUUUUUUGAAGACUCGUCAGGAUGAACCACCGGAACAAAUGUACACGGAGGACUUAGCGGCAUUAGAUGUCCUGACUGAGAACGUAAUCUUGGAUGAACUCCGCGACAGACUGGGACGAGGUGAAUAUCACACGUUUAUCGGUGACAUUUUAUUGAUACUCAACCCAAACGAGGAGCACGAUAUUUACGGUGUUCACCAUCACGCGAAAUAUCAAUGCAAAUCGCGGUCGGAUAAUGCUCCUCACAUUUACUCCGUGGCGGAUAGCGCGUUUCAAGAUGUUAUGCUUAACGAAGAAUCGCAGCAUAUUGUGCUGGCCGGUGAAAGUAACUCCGGAAAAACAACGAAUAUGCUCCAUUUAAUAGAGCAUCUCAUGUUCCUCGGAAAAGGUCUGCACGAUACCGGAGCGAAAGUGCUGCGAGCUAUAAAAAUUAUUCACGCUUUUACGAACGCGGCGACACCGCUAAAUGCUAAUUCUACCAGAUGCAUAUUGCAAACUCAGACGACUUUCGGGACAACUGGCAAAGCGUCGGGGGCGAUAUUCUGGUUAUAUCAGUUGGAAAAAUGGCGUGUUUCGACUCACGACAGAAAUCAAUCAAACUUCCAUGUUUUUUACUACUUUUACGACGGUCUCGAAGCAUCAGAAAAUUUAAAACCAUAUUUCCUACCAAGUGGGAGAAAACUUCGAUAUCUCAGAAUAACCGACAAGGGUACUGAAAAGAGACGAGCGUUCAAAGUGAGAAACGAUCCAGGGAACAACGCGCUUAAGCUCAAAGAACUUAGAGAAUGUUUUGUAUUUAUGGAUAUGGAGGAGCAUUGCGAGAUUAUUUGGAAAAUCCUCGCAGCAAUUCUGAUACUCGGGGAGAUUCGAUUCGUUGAAGGCAAUAACGGAGAGGCUGAGUUGGACAACAGCGAAAUUGCCAACAGAGUGGUGGAACUUCUUGGCUUGGACUCAAAAAAAUUUAUUUGGGCUCUCGUUAAUUAUUGCUUGGUCGUGAAGGGAUCAGCGAUACGUAGGAAACACACUUGCGAGGAAGCGAAAGAGGCGCGGGAUGUCUUGGCGAACACUCUUUAUCAGCAUUUAGUAGAUUGGAUAAUCAACACUAUCAAUUAUAAACUUUCAAUGACUCGUAGUCUUUAUGGUGAUAAACAUUCUAUCAGCAUCCUUGAUCACUUUGGAUUCGAAUGUUUCUCAGUAAAUCGAUUUGAACAACUACUAGUGAAUACCAUAAACGAGCAAAUGCAAUAUUAUUAUAAUCAAAGAGUAUUCGCCUGGGAAAUGCAAGAACAAGAAGAGGAGGACAUACCCAUGCGACAAUUACGCUUUUACGAUAAUAAGGAAGCGGUUGAUCGACUAAUGAAUAAAGAGGAUGGUCUCUUUCGUAUCAUCGACGACGCUUCGCGGCAAAUGCAAGACGCUCAGUACAUUCUCGAGAGGAUUAAAGAACAUAAACGCGGCAUCCACGUGAAACCAGUGAGCUCACACGAGUUCACGGUCGCACAUUACGCCGGUAAGCUGAUAUACGAUGCCAGUGAAAUUACCACGAAAAAUCGAAACUUCCUACCACCGGAGAUGAUCGGCACGAUGAGAGUCUCUUCGCACGAUACGAUCAAGCAGAUGUUCACCAACAAGCUAACCAAGUCGGGAAACCUGACGAUCGUUCACGAACAUUGUGUCGCGGCGAAGGAAACGUCGAAAAAAAAAUGGAGUGCUGUUGUGCAGGAAUCUUCUACGUUCCGAAAAUAUAAUACUGCGUCCAGAGGACAGUACUCGCAGAUACGCAACAUGCGAACGUGCUCGUCGACGUUCAGAUCGACGAGUCUCGAAAUUUUGAAAAAUCUCGCGACAGGCGCGGGAAACGGUGGCACGCAUUUUGUAAGAUGCAUACGCUCCGAUCUCGAUGAUGCUCCUCGAAGCUUUUACCGGGAAGUCGUUAGACAACAAAUCAGGGCGUUAGCAGUUCUUGAUACAGCGAAAGCAAGACGAUGCGGAUAUCCAUAUAGGAUACCCUUUCAAGAAUUUCUUCGAAGAUACAAGUUUCUAGCCUUCGAUUUCGACGAGACGGUAGAGAUGACAAAAGAUAAUUGCAGACUACUUCUGAUUAGAUUAAAAAUGGAAGGCUGGAUCAUCGGUAAGACCAAAGUCUUCUUGAAGUACUACAAUGAGGAAUACCUAUCGCGUUUAUACGAGACUCAAGUGAAAAAAAUCAUAAAAGUGCAGUGUAUGAUGCGUGCCUUUCUAGCGCGCAAGAACAUCGCCUCGAAGAUCAAUAAUAUCAAAAAGGAACUUGUGAAGAGAGCGUCAAUACACAAGACUAUCUCACUUAGUGAAGAAGAAGCGGCAUUGAUGAUACAAAAAACAUACAGAGGACACGUGGUACGAAAAGAAAUAGGACCCUUCAAGGAAGAAAUGAGCCAAGAGACGAAGGAUUUUAUCAAGUUCUAUUGCAGUAAAUGGAGAUCGAAAAGCAUGUUCCAAGUUCUCUUACGGUACCGUGCAGCUCGGUAUCAAGAUUUCGUGCAAUUAUCACAACAGGUUCAUCUAUAUAAUCAAUCGAUAGUAGCAGCUUUGGAGAAAAUGAAUGAAAGUGUAUCUCUGGAUAAGGUCGAUCCGAAUGCCAAAAUAGAUACCUAUAUAAGUAAGGUGAAACCACCUCAGGUCUAUAAACUACCUUUCAAUAUGCAACAAGAGCUCCCGUAUUUUGACAUGAACUACGUAAAUGAUCCUUCGAUCACAAAUAUUAAACGAGGAUCUAUAUCGUCUAUAUUAAGCGACAACGAGCACGAGUCCUGGGAUGCACCGUUACGUAGACAAACCGUGCCCUGGGCCAAAAAAAAUGUUCACACCAGAGACAUCGAAGUUCAAACAACAAAUUCGCCACAUCGCAUGCCCCUUCAUCGUUCAUCUAUCAACAAUGAACAAAGUUUGAUAAACACUCCAUUCACCAGGGAUCCGAACAUUCCGAUUCAUUGUCCACUAGAGGAACCGUCCCGUCGUAGCAUUUCUGGCUUUCCACCUGCGAAUAAACGUGGCUGCACACAAUCUUCCAAAUUUUAUACUCCUUAUUCCAACAACAUCGACAAUGUUGAAUCAGCACACUCCAGGAAGAAAGCACCAUUGCCACCGAUAUCACUCAAUCAAACGCAACCCUCGGCAAAGCGCAAUUUCAAUAGUUAUGAGUCAAAUACAAAACAAAUUCAAAACAAAAAUAGUACAGAAUGGGAAUUUGAGAAUAGAUUUAAUCGCAAUGUUAACAGUGAUAUUCGAGUAAAUCCUAUUAAAGAAUUGGAGAUGAUUGGACGCAGGAACAACAAUGAUGAGAACGAUGAUACACCUCCAUUCAACUUUCAAGCGAUGCUGCGAAAAACGCCUCACCAGCGUGCUUCGAUGAAACGUAAUCCCGUAUAUGAGAGUGUCACAUCGUCAGAAUCAACGUCAAAAUCUUAUCACCGCAAUAAUGACUUAGACGAAUCGAAUACUGCAUACAAAGGUGGCGAUAGUCGCAAAGAUUCGCCAGAAUGGAGUCCGAACGAAAUGAUCCUCAUGUCAGAGAAGUACGCGAGAGAGAACGCAUGGAAUGAGGAAGGCGCCAAGGCUAGUGUUACUACGGAGAUAGCUCCAGGCAUUAUUGUCAAGGGCUAUGUUGCUGACCUAUAAAGAAUCACAAGCAGGGAUCAGUUGCAUUAAUGUUUAGUCAUCUCUCUCUGUAUCUGUCAUAUCUAAGGCUAUAAUCUGGAAAGGAGAAAAAACUUGUUAAUUAAAGUUCAAUAGAGAUUAAAAAUCAAUGCAAUCAAUUUCUCUCAUUUUAGAUUGUUAAUAAUCAAUAUAUAUUUUGAAUUUUAAUUGCUAGAUAUAGAGAAAAACAUAAAUCUAUAACGAAUAGCGUAAUUGUUUGUAACAACUUAUUGAUUAAAUAAUUUUAUUUGCAAUUUACUUAUUGCAGAAAAUUAAAUAUUAUUUCUCUAUUGAUACAAACAAUAACCACAUCAGUAUCAGUAACUCAGAAUAAAUAAUUUAAAUUAUACAUAGUGUAUUAUGCAUUAAUAGUACUGAUUACGCGCAUUAUGUGUUCAUGAAAAAAUAUAUAUAAGUACUUAACAAUUUAUAUAAAGAUAUAAUAACAUCAUUCUUCUAUUAAGACAAAGAAAGACAAAUAUUCUAAUAAUAUUCUAGUUUGUCCAUUAUUAUUAAAUAUAGUACAAGUAAAAAUCCAAUAUGGUUAAUUAUGAAAUGGUUGAUAAAAAAUAAUAGUAAUAAGAGUAGAAUGUAUAAAUUUGCUUCAAUUAAUAUAAAUAAUAACAUAGAUAUUCUUCUUUGUAAAAACACUAAAAUUACUAUAAUUAUAUUAUCAUAAUUUUCAAUAAAUAAUGUAUAGACGAUA